Messenger RNA from Aaosphaeria arxii CBS 175.79, 291 nucleotides. RefSeq lists its product as uncharacterized. Lineage: Eukaryota; Fungi; Ascomycota; Dothideomycetes; Pleosporales. The coding region runs from base 1 to 291 and encodes 96 amino acids. The transcript has 2 exons. The record is from RefSeq and is a predicted model, not a curated record.
AUGGCGAAGUUCACGCCCCGCGCACAGGACAGACCCGUGCAGGACGAGGUCCCGUACCACCCCCCGCCGUCCGUCGGGCACGAGGUCGGCGUCAUUUUUGGCUUCAUCGGCUUCAUGCUCCUCUGCAUAACGCUGUACGGCCUCGGAUGGCAGGUCGCGAACCGGCGCAGCCAGGCGAACGAGCGCGCGCGCAUCGAGCGGUUGAGGUCGAGUGGGCUUUUGGAACACGCUGGGGAGAAGGAUGGGGAGAAAGACGGUGGUGGUGAGGGUGUGAGGACGGAGGGACUGUGA